Molecule: messenger RNA, 5909 nt
Organism: Zootoca vivipara (common lizard)
Lineage: Eukaryota; Metazoa; Chordata; Lepidosauria; Squamata; Lacertidae
Gene: AMPD3
Product: adenosine monophosphate deaminase 3
Biological process (GO): AMP metabolic process; IMP salvage
Cellular component (GO): cytosol
Molecular function (GO): AMP deaminase activity
Source: RefSeq, a predicted model, not a curated record
GCAGGAAGUGAACGGGGCGGGCAUGCAUGAGCUGACCUUGUCGGGUAGCAGCGGGCUGCAGCCGCCGCCAGAGCCGGAAGAAGCUGGGCUGGCACCUGCAGCAGACCUGCUCGGCCGGGGAGAGCAGCCUGUAUCCUUGGCUCCCAUCGCUAGGAGGAAGAGCCGUCGCCUUCCCUCCCAGCUCCAUCGACUCCACGUUCUCCAGUCCCUACUUUCUUCGCCACAGCAGAAUAAGACUCAUUUUUAUGGCAUGCGCUCAUGAAAUAUUCAGGAUCUCUCUAGAUCGAUAGCUGGGUUCCUGAAUCAAUCUUCUGAAAGAGGAAGAGCGAUAACAGUUCCUGAAGAGGUUGAUUGGGAACAAGUUAUUUACCUAGCCUGGUCCCCCCUCCAAAAAAAAAAAAAACCCCAAACAGAAAUGGUAUACUAAUACUUUAUUUUUAUUUUUUUUAAAAAACACAUUCCAGAAACACCAGGAUAAUGCACUGACUCAUUUAGUUCCCACGGUUUCCAGUUGUAGCUUCGGCCUUAUUCAUUGUUACUCUGCUUCUCUCCUCGCGAAAGAGAGCAAGCCAUUUUUUGAUUUGGAAAUCAUAGUAAGUUUCUGGAUUUUGCUAGUUUGGCAAGAGCACAUAAACUGAUGUGCAGGGACAUCAUCUAGCCUAGUUCGCUCCAUUAUUCUUGAGUACUGCAGAGAGCUAGGCUUGCACGUUUAAUUUACUGUAUAUCGCCUAGAGAAUUUAUAUGGCGAGGCAACUAAUAAAUGUAAAAAAUAAAUAAGUGUUCACUGAAUCCAAAUAAUAAAUUAAUAAAUGUAUUUAUUACCUGUCCUUCACACUAAGAUGCCAGGGCAGGUCACUGCAAUUUAAAUUGCAACCUUCCAAACAGUUUGAAAUAAAUUACAAUUACAAGAAUAGGGUGGGUCUUAAAAAAAUACAUUGCAAGUGUCAAAGGCCAGGGUUAAGUGAAGGUGUCAGACACUCCUCUGGGGACAGAGUUCCACAGCUUAUGGGAUGGCUCAGAGAACACCCUCACCUGGAUCACACACACACCGCAGGGUGUUGGAAGGGUGCACUCUAAGGGUGCUGGAAGUACCAAGAGGGAACCCUCUGCUGAUCUUAACACCCAAGAGGUUAUGUAGGGAAGGAUGUGGUCUUUCAGCUAUUUGGGGUCUAAGUCUUUUUAGGGCUUUAAACAUUUCAUGAGCGUAUGUGCCCAGAAACAAACUGGCAACCAAUUCAGCUGUUUUAGAACAGGGAUUUAGAUGAGAUAUUAAUGGCACCCAAGCCUGUAAUCCAGCUGCUGCAUUUUAGAACUUUUGAAGUUUCUGAGUCAUCUUGAAGGGCAGCCCCACACUGAGCGCAUCACUGUAGUGCAGUCUGGAAGUUACCAGAGCAUGGAGUACAGUAGCCAAGGAAUUUCUGUCCAGAAAAAGCCAUAGCUGCCAAACUGGCUGUAGCUGUAGCUGGGGGGGGGCACUUCUAGUUGCACCUUCCAGAAGUGUGCAAGCCCAUCCAGAACAGUCAGUCCAUCCCCUCACCUCCCGGACUUGAGAACUCAGGACAUGAAACACCUCUGUCUUUUCAGGAUUCAAGUUUAGUUUAUUGGUCCACAUCCAGCCCAUUGCUGCCUACAAGAACUGGUCUUAACACCUUAACUGCCUCUCCCAAUUCAGAUGGAACAGAGAGAGUGAGAGCUGCCUGGGUCUUGUCUGCAUAAUGAUGAUACCUCACUCCAGACCUCCUGAUAGUAUAUCCCAGGUGCUUUGUAUAGGUAUUAAAUAGCAGGGGGACAAGAUGGAACCCCUCCCAGGUCUCAUAACUCUGUCUGAAUCUGCACAAUUCUGCCCCUCUAGUGUCUCAGUGUUGUUACAGCAGACCUCCAAAUGUGUCAGAGUACUAGUCUCUUGGCCAGAUAACAAAAGCCCAUCCACCGCCUGGAAAAAGCUCAGCUACAUAGCUACUUGUUGAUACACUGGUGGCAGAGAAGUAAAGUGUUUUUUUGCCACCGCUAUGAGGAAACUAGUGUUUGUUCAGAGUUGGGCUAAGAUUUGCAUCACCUGCACUAUUAUCUACCAACACUACUUCCUUUCAUGCUGGUUACUAGAAAAUCUAGGCAACCUAAGUGCUCCGCAGAAAUGGUGAGAGCACCCAGGGCUGGUUGUGUCAAUGACUCUAUGCAUUUCACCAUUCCAUAGUGAGAUGAGAGCCUCAUUAGGAGUACCAGCCAUGUCAGCAGGUUUCCAUAAAUCUCCAAGGGUGGGGAAUCUCACAUCUUGCAGUGUGGAGUAUCUGUGUUCAGCUUUAGCAAUGGUAAGAGGACAUGGGUUUCUUCAUCCCUACUUUCUUGCUUAAAUGAAUGCAGGCUGAGACCUUGGAUGGAUAGUGCCAAAACAAGUAUUUAUUUUAGUCUACAGCAGGGGUGGGGAAUCUGUGGUCCUCCAGAUGUUGGAUUCCAGCUCCCAUCAGGCCCAGCCAGAUGGGCUAAUGGUCAGGGAUGAUGGGCGUUGUCCCACAGGUUGCCCAUUUUGAAAAGACAACCUGGCACACUCAAGACCUUUGGUCUGAGCAAUAAAAGACACCACCAGUGUAGCUGUGUUACAAGACUUGAUUGUUCUUGGUGGAUAGUUAUAGACCUGGACUUAGACCUUGUACAAUAUGUUGGUUACAACAGACUUAGCAAGACCUGGCAGAAAUAAUAAUAAUAAUAAUAAUAAUAAUAAUAAUAAUAAUAAUAAUUUAUUUAUACCCCGCCCAUCUGGCUGGGUUUCCCAAGCCACUCUGGGCAGCUUCCAACAGAAGUAUUAAAAUACAACAAUUUAUUAAACAUUAAAAACUUCCCUAAACAGGGCUGCCUUCAGAUGUUUUCUAAAUGUCAUGUAGUUGUUUUUCUCUUUGACAUCUAGUGGGAGGGCGUUCCACAGGGCGGGUGCCACUGCCGAGAAGGCCCUCUGCCUGGUUCCCUGUAACUUGGCUUCUCGCAGCGAGGGAACCGCCAGAAGGCCCUCAGUGCUGGAUCUCAGUGUCCGGGCUGAACUAUGGGGGUGGAGACGCUCCUUCAGCUGAGAUGCCCAGACAGUUCCCAAAGCUAAACCUCUCUGAGGUUGAUGAGUCGGUGCGGCUUCUAGCUGAAAAGGUUUUUGCCAAAGUUCUCCGAGAAGAAGACAGCAAAGAUGCCUUCUCACUAUUCACCGUGCCUGAGGAUUGCCCUAUUGGGCAACAAGAGGAAAAAGAAAGAGAGCUGCAGAAGGAGAUGGCAGAGCAACAGUCGUUGGAGACAGCGAAAAGGAAGAAAAGUUUCAAGAUGAUUCGGUCCCAGUCCUUGUCACUGCAAAUUCCACCGCAGGAAUUGAGAGCUCAGUCGGACACCCCAGUUGUGUCUCCUCCUACUCCAGUGCUUCCAGGCGUUUUGCAACCCACACAAAGGAUGUAUGAUGUACCAGAAUUUCAAAGAGUUACAAUUAGUGGGGAUUACUGUGCUGGGGUUACUGUUGAUGAUUAUGAGCAGGCUGCCAAGAAUUUGGCAAAAGCUCUCCUUAUUAGAGAGAAGUAUUGUCGCCUUGCUUACCAUCGCUUUCCAAGGACAACAGCCCAAUAUUUAUGCAGUAUGAGAAAUGAACAAUGGAAAGAUGAAGAUGAAGUAUUUCCAGAUUUUCAUCCACCCCCAAAAGACCUGCAGGACCUUUACAAUCUUGAUGAUUCUCCAGGGAAUCUGGAUUAUGUUGUAAAGAUGAAGGAAGGCAUUUUCUUCGUUUAUGAGAACAAAGAAAUGAUGGAAGUUGAUGAGCCGUGGAACUUGCCUUAUCCUGAUCUUCAGACUUACACCCUUGACCUCAGUCAUGUGCUGGCUCUCAUUGCAGAUGGCCCAACAAAAACAUACUGCCAUAAGCGGCUUAACUUUCUAGGAUCUAAGUUUGGUUUACAUGAGAUGUUAAAUGAAAUGUCUGAACUUAAAGAACUCAAGAGUAAUCCUCAUCGGGAUUUUUACAAUGUGAGAAAGGUUGACACCCAUAUCCAUGCUGCUGCCUGUAUGAACCAGAAACAUUUGCUGAGAUUCAUUAAACACACAUACCAAACAGAGCCAAACAGGAUAGUGGGAGAGAAAAAAGGCAAGAAGUUAACUUUAAAGCAGGUGUUUGAAAAUCUCAACAUGGAUCCCUAUGACCUUACUGUAGACUCACUAGAUGUCCAUGCAGAUCGGCAGACAUUUCACCGAUUUGAUAAAUUCAACUCCAAAUAUAAUCCAGUUGGUGCAAGUGAGCUGAGGGACUUGUACUUGAAAACAGAGAACUAUAUUGGUGGUGAAUAUUUUGCUCGUAUGGUGAAGGAAGUUGCCCGUGAACUGGAAGAAAGUAAAUACCAGUACACAGAACCUCGGCUGUCAAUUUAUGGGCGUUCUGCCGAUGAAUGGCAGAAUUUAGCUAAGUGGUUCAUCAGGCACAAAGUUUACUCACCGCACAUGCGUUGGAUGAUUCAGGUCCCUAGAAUCUAUGAUAUUUUUAGGUCAAAAAAUAUUCUGCCUAGCUUUGGCAAAAUGCUAGAGAACAUCUUCUUACCUCUAUUUGAGGCAACGAUCAACCCAUUGGAACAUAAAGAGCUGCACCUCUUCCUUAAAUAUGUGACAGGGUUUGAUAGUGUGGAUGAUGAAUCCAAACAUAGUGACCACAUGUUCUCUGACAAGAGCCCCAACCCUGAUAACUGGACUAGUGAAAAAAAUCCUCCAUAUAGCUAUUACUUGUACUACAUGUACAUAAACAUCAUGGUUCUGAACAACCUGAGAAAGGAAAGAGGCAUGAGCACCUUCCUGUUUCGGCCUCAUUGUGGAGAAGCUGGAUCGAUCACUCACCUGGUGUCAGCUUUUCUUACCGCCGACAACAUUUCCCAUGGAUUGCUGCUGAAGAAGAGUCCAGUUCUCCAGUAUCUUUUUUAUCUUGCACAAAUCCCCAUUGCCAUGUCCCCUCUUAGCAACAACAGCCUAUUCCUGGAGUAUUCAAAAAACCCACUCAGAGAAUUUCUACACAAGGGACUCCUUGUUUCUCUGUCUACAGAUGACCCUAUGCAGUUCCACUAUACAAAAGAAGCACUGAUGGAGGAAUAUGCCAUAGCAGCUCAAGUGUGGAAACUGAGCACUUGUGACUUGUGUGAAUUAGCAAGGAACAGUGUACUACAAAGUGGUUUGUCACAUAAGGAAAAGCAGAAAUGCAUUGGGGCAAACUAUUCCAGCGAAGGGCCUGAAGGAAAUGACAUUCGAAAGACUAAUGUUGCACAGAUUCGGAUGGCUUACAGAUAUGAGAACCUAUGCAACGAGCUGAGUUUCCUAGCAGAUGCAAUGAAGACAGAAGAGAUUACUGCACUGUCAAAAUAGCCACAGUAUCGUGCAAAGGACAGAAGUGUAUGAACAUAAGAGGACUUGAGCAACUGCAGGGGGGGAGAGCUGCCUGGUGAUCAGGAGUCUUAUGUUGCGUCCGACUUGGCUGCCAAGUCCAGUUUCUGUAAGCAUAGUUAGGGCUGCUGUACAUAUUCAGAUGCAGGGUCUGAAUCUUCUUUAUGCUGCAUUAAACGUUUAAAAGUGCACUCUGAAUCUAGGCAAAAUAUUUAUAGUGUUUGCAUCUGGGAUACGUGUCUGCUUUGAAACAAGCAACAUGCUGCAGCUUCUGGUAGCACACAUGCACCUCUUUUGCCAUGCUUAGCUAGCAGUAGGCAAGGAUGUAUGGCACUUUAAUCUCUAGUUUGUGUACACUCUUUGAUCGGUAUUGCAAUGAAUGUAGGGAAGAAAAAGAAUAUGACCAAAGAGCUGCAUGUUUUUCCUGGUUGCACGAUAGGAAAACCUAUUCACCACUUAUCCUUUUGUCUACAUUUUGUCUGUCUAUACCCCACAAAAAAAAACUACAAUAAAUUGUAGGUGUGGCCAUU